Molecule: messenger RNA, 2083 nt
Organism: Prosopis cineraria
Lineage: Eukaryota; Viridiplantae; Streptophyta; Magnoliopsida; Fabales; Fabaceae
Product: protein trichome birefringence-like 10
Exons: 4
Coding region: 315-1691 (458 amino acids)
Cellular component (GO): Golgi apparatus
Molecular function (GO): O-acetyltransferase activity
Source: RefSeq, a predicted model, not a curated record
UCAAAUUAAAAUCUUUUUUCCUGCCACCAUUAUCCCACGAUCAGAAGGUAGCAGAAUGCUCGAACCUCCAACCUCCCUUGGUGCUUUCCUACUCUAAUGGUUUUGUUCAUUUAACCAGUUCUUCAUUCUCAGCUAACUUCCUGCCUUUUCGUCCCCUGCUCGACGCCGAACUUCAAGCCCCUCUAGCACUGCGCCUCUCUGGCCCUGAUGCCUUCUUCUUCCUGUACCUCACAUCCUCUUCUUUAUCCCUCUUUCCAACUCUGCUUCUGAAGCCUCCGAAUCCCCCAUCCUUUGCACCCUUUGCCAACCCACCCAUGAAUGUGAGCAAGAGCGCAACUUCGGAGGUCUCCGACGACUCUAUGACCCGCAUGGACUUGUUCAAGAAAUUUAAGCGCUGCAACCCUCUCGAACCUUCUUUGGGCAUAGUUGGCUUCUUCUUGAUUGUUAUUCUCUUCGUCAGCUGCUUCUUUUACCUUGACUACGGGGCUGCUAUAAGGGGGUUAAGCUCUCGGGGAGUUCCUUUAUUGGGAUUGCAUUUUUCGUCCUCAUUUUCGCCUCCACCCUUGGUUGGGGAUGCUCGGGUUGAAUUUCUGGAUAAAGAGGGUGAUGGGUGUGAUGUAUUUGAUGGGAAUUGGCUCUGGGAUGAGAGCUAUCCACUAUACCAUUCCACGAAUUGUUCAUUCUUGGAUCAAGGUUUUCGUUGCUCUGAGAAUGGUAGGCCUGAUAGCUUCUACACCAAGUGGCGCUGGCAGCCCAAAACUUGCAACUUGCCCAGGUUUGAUGCAAGGAAGAUGUUGGAAAAGCUGCGGGAUAAGCGGCUUGUAUUUGUUGGUGAUUCAAUUGGAAGGAACCAAUGGGAAUCACUCCUUUGUAUGCUCUCUUCUGUCGUUUCUAACAAGAGCACUGUGUAUGAGGUUAAUGGCAGUCCAAUCACAAAACACACAGGCUUCUUGGCAUUCAAGUUUGAAGAUUUUAAUUGCACUGUGGAGUACUACAGAUCUCCAUUUCUAAUAGUGCAGGGACGGGCUCCGAGUGGAGCUCCUAAAGAGGUCAAAAUGACUUUAAGAGUUGACCUAAUGGACUGGACUUCUCCCCAAUGGCGAGGUGCAGAUGUGUUGGUUCUUAAUGCUGGACAUUGGUGGAAUAAUGAGAAAACGAUUAAAAUGGGUUGUUACUUCCAAGUAGGGAAGGAAGUGAACAUGGAUAUGACUGUAGAGGAGGCGUUCAGAAAAUCAAUGAAGACAGUAUUCGAUUGGAUUGUCAGUGAAGUAAACAGGAACAAGACUUACGUUCUUCUCCGAACUUAUGCUCCCGUGCAUUUCAGGGGUGGCGACUGGAAUACUGGUGGCAGUUGUCGUUUGGAAACACUUCCUGAUUUAGGUUUGUUGCCUCCAUUAUCUGACAAACAUUUCAAAAUUGUCAUCGAUGCCUUAUCAGAGCACUUGAAUAAGUCGGAAGUGAAGAAUUUGGACUUGUUAAAUGUGACACAAAUGUCACUAAGCAGAAAAGAUGGGCAUGCAUCUAUUUACUAUCUGGGGCCUAGUAACACUAUAGCUGCUCUGCAGCGGGAAGACUGCAGCCAUUGGUGCUUACCUGGCGUCCCUGAUUCUUGGAAUGAGAUUCUUUAUGCAUUUUUGCUUAAGCGGGAGACAUUUCGCACUCUCAAUACAUACACAAACAAAUAUUUUUGACUGGCACUGUGAAGUCAAUUCAUAGGAUCUGUGUGGCUGAUUGAUCUGGGAACUUUGCUGGGACUUCCAUGCGUAGCUGCACCAGAAUUUUCCAAACCACAUUAUGAUUACCUGAUCCUCUUUACAGUGAUCCGCCAUUGCAAGUCCUUACAAAUUCUGCACCAACUGAUCAGCAUAGCCUGGAUUCCACAUGCAGGGUGAAUUUUGGGACUCUGGCGAACAUAAAUUUCGCCGCAGACAAACUUGACACUAUGGAUUAGAAAAUGCAGCUCCGGAUUUUUUAAAAAUUUUUGCAUUUUGUAAAUUGUCAAAACCUCCGAAGGAUGAAAACUGUUUCCUUCGUAUUUAUAUUUGUAUAUGAUAUAUAGAAGGAGUGCGGGUUUUUCGGCCAA